UACCACAAAGAAGAGAGGUGCGCGAUGUGGAUUUCAAGAGUUUUGUCGGGUUUUCGAAUAAAAAAUGCUUCGCCAAAUAUUCGGUCGUUUACCCGGGGCACUGUAUUCCAAAAGUGGAAAGAAUAUGACCAUCGAUCGUGGUUAAAAUCGAUGCCGAGAAAAGACGAGGGUGUCGAGGGUGUUGGAAGUGUGGAAAUGUGUGGAAAAAACAGAGAUGCAAGCUUCCCUACUGAGUCAACAUUCACAGAUCUACGGAUAAAUGGGGUUCUUUUCCCUGACCUGCCCAUAGUCCACAUAAAAUGCUCCCUGAACAACACAAUAUGUGCACUAACGGACUCUAAAGGAAAGCACAUUUAUAUUCGUUCAGGUGGAACCGAGGGAUACAAAAAUGCUCGAAAAGGGACGACAGUUGCUGCGCAAGCCGCCGCGGCCGCGUUGGCUAAUAAGGCACUGUCAUUUUCGUUAAACGACGUGCGUGUUAUUAUUAAGGGACUUGGUCCGGGACGUCACGCUUCGAUCAAAGGUCUCGAGAUGACGGGUAUCAACAUUGUGUCGAUCACUGAUCGCACACCAGCCUCGGAGCGGCCACCUCGGCCUCGCAAAGCCAAGCGCUUGUAAAAAUAGCUGUAAUCAUUAAUGGCCGUAUUUAGCUUUUACGCAUAACGUAUGUCAUUCUGUCACUACAUCAUGUAAUUGGUAAAGAAUUUUCGGUACAUUAUGUGCUAACUGGCGUGUCGAGCCGCCGUAAAUGUAACACAUAUUCAUCUUUGAGAUAUAAGCGGUUUGGCCAUCUUGUACAGAUUUGUGGCGUUUGCCACCACUAAGUGUUUUUG
This is a messenger RNA of Varroa destructor (honeybee mite), 833 nucleotides long. RefSeq names its product mitochondrial ribosomal protein S11 (gene mRpS11). Gene Ontology annotation, molecular function: structural constituent of ribosome. Gene Ontology annotation, cellular component: ribosome. Gene Ontology annotation, biological process: translation. Lineage: Eukaryota; Metazoa; Arthropoda; Arachnida; Mesostigmata; Varroidae. The record is from RefSeq and is a predicted model, not a curated record.